CUUGAAUUGUUUUUUUCUUUGGACUAUCAUCUAGUCAUCCGCCCCUGAACCGACAUAAAAAAAAAAACCGGUGUUGCUAGUCUGUUAGACGAGCCCUUUCCUUUCGUUCUUCUGGGUAAACAAGUCGCUACUUUUCUUGAUCCAAUUAUUCUGCGUUCUCCCUCAUUCUAAUAUCACUAAUCGCGCCCUGAUAUCUUCCGAUUCCUCAAUCAAAAUUCCAAUACAUAUUCCACCUGAGUUUCGAGCAAUCAGAUCGCCAUUGUUGCCUCCAUUGAAGUUGAAGCUCACCUCAAUUUUGAAGUUUGUGGUUACUUCCAUUGAUUAUACAUUUGUUUGAGUAUUCAAUUGAAGGAGAUCAAAAUGAUGGUGGAAGACCUAGGCGUGGAAGCCAAAGAAGCAGCUGUGCGCGAGGUUGCUAAACUUUUGCCUGUUCCGGAGCUUCUGCAAUCAAUUUCUUCGAUCAAAGCUGAUUACAUUUCCCGUCAGCAGGCAAAUGAUGCUCAGCUCAGCACUAUGGUUGCUGAACAGGUUGAACAAGCACAAUCUGGACUUAAAUCACUUUCCUUGUCUGAAAGAACAGUUAACCAUCUUCGAGAAAACUUUGUUUCCAUUGAGAAACUAUGCCAGGAAUGUCAAACACUGAUAGAUAAUCACGAUCAGAUAAAGCUACUUAGCAAUGUGAGGAACAACUUAAACAAGACUCUAAAGGAUAUUGAGGGAUUGAUGUCCAUAUCUGUUGAAGCAGCUGCGGCACGAGAAUCACUAAGUGAUGAUAAAGAGCUUAUCAACACAUACGAGAGAUUGACAGCUCUUGAUGGAAAAAGGCGAUUUGCAUUAGCUGCUGUUGCAUCUCACAAAGAAGAGGUUGGAAGAAUAAAAGAAUAUUUCGAAGAUGUGGACCGAACAUGGGAGACAUUCGACAAGACUUUAUGGGGUCACAUUGGCAACUUCUAUAAACUUUCCAAGGAGAGUCCACAAACCCUUGUUCGUGCAUUAAGGGUUGUUGAAAUGCAAGAGAUUUUUGAUCAACAACUUGCUGAGGAAGCAGCUGAAGCUGUGGGAGAUGGAGCAAUGGCUUCAAUUGGAAAUGCUCGUCGAACCACCAAGGAUGGAAAAAGAAUUAAUACGACAGCAUCUAUCAAGCUGAAAGUUCAGGGAAAAGGCUACAAGGACAAAUGCUAUGAUCAAAUAAGAAAGACAGUAGAGGAACGGUUUAAUAGGCUUCUUACAGAGCUUGUUCAUGAGGAUCAUAAAGCUGCACUGGAGGAAGCUCGGGUGAUUGGAGAAGAGCUUGGAGAUAUCUAUGACUUUGUGGCUCCUUGUUUUCCUCCAAGAUAUGAAAUAUUUCAACUUAUGGUAAAUUUGUACACAGAGCGAUUUGUUCAGAUGCUUAGGUUGCUAAGCGACAAGGCAAAUGAACUUACAAACAUAGAGAUAUUGAAGGUAACCAGUUGGGUGGUAGACUAUCAACAAAAUCUGAUUGACCUUGGAGUGGAUGAUUCUUUAGCUCAAGUUUGCUCGGAAAGUGGUGCUAUGGAUCCUUUGAUGAAUGCUUAUGUUGAAAGAAUGCAAGCUACAACACGAAAAUGGUACUUAAAUAUCUUGGAGAAUGACAAGACACAACCCCCAAAGAGGACAGAAGAGGGUAAACUGUACACACCUGCUGCUGUCGAUCUGUUCAGAAUUCUUGGAGAACAAGUUCAAAUUGUCCGUGAUAAUAGCACGGAUGUCAUGCUGUAUAGGAUUGCAUUGGCUAUCAUACAGGUAAUGAAUGAUUUUCAAGCAGCUGAAAGGAAGAGACUUGAAGAACCUGCAUCAGAAAUUGGAUUAGAACCCUUGUGUGCUAUGAUUAAUAAUAAUCUUCGCUGUUAUGAUCUUGCCAUGGAGCUCAGCAACAGCACUCUAGAAGCUUUACCACAAAAUUAUGCUGAACAGGUCAAUUUUGAAGAUACUUGCAAAGGUUUUCUGGAGGUUGCGAAGGAAGGUGUGCAUCAAACUGUUACUGUUAUCUUUGAAGAUCCAGGAGUGCAAGAGUUGCUGGUCAAGCUCUAUCAAAAAGAAUGGAGCGAAGGGCAGGUGACAGAGUACCUGGUUGCCACAUUCGGGGAUUACUUCACCGACAUAAAAAUGUAUAUUGAGGAAAGAUCAUUCAGGAGAUUUGUUGAGGCCUGCCUAGAGGAGACUGUGGUGGUCUAUGUGGAUCACCUUUUGAUUCAGAAACACUACAUAAAGGAAGAAACUAUUGAGAGGAUGAGAUUGGAUGAAGAAGUAUUGAUGGAUUUCUUCAGGGAAUACAUCAGUGUUUCCAAGGUGGAAAACAGAGUUAGAAUACUCGGUGAUUUGCGGGAGCUUGCUUCAGCUGAGAGUCUUGACACGUUCACACUUGUCUACACGAAUAUAUUGGAACAUCAACCCGACUGUCCACCUGAUGUUGUAGAAAAGCUUGUGGGCUUGCGAGAAGGCAUACCAAAAAAGGAUGCUAAAGAGGUUGUGCAAGAGUGCAAAGAAAUCUAUGGUAACUCAUUUGUUGGUGGAAUUCCUCCUAAAGCUGGAUUUGUGUUCCCCAGAGUGAAGUGCCUGCAAGCAUCGUCAAAGGGAGGAUCCAUAUGGCGCAAACUUACCUAGGAAUAAUUUGCAUGGAAUGUUGAUUUGUUUGUUGAUAUAAGCAUCUAUUAUUCUAGAUCAUUUAGCUUUUUUUUAUAGUGAUUAUUCAUUUGUUUAUCUGUGUGAUGGCUCUUUUUUCCUUACCUCUAUGAUAAGACUGCAAUAUACUCUAUUCAACAUCUAUUUUACCAAGUUUAUUAUUAUAUGAAAAAGAAAAACAAGUUAUCGCC
This is a messenger RNA of Amaranthus tricolor (Joseph's coat), 2834 nucleotides long. RefSeq names its product exocyst complex component SEC6. Gene Ontology annotation, biological process: exocyst localization; exocytosis. The record is from RefSeq and is a predicted model, not a curated record. The transcript has 25 exons. Bases 361 to 2625 code for a protein of 754 amino acids. Gene Ontology annotation, molecular function: SNARE binding. Gene Ontology annotation, cellular component: exocyst. NCBI's taxonomy places the organism in Eukaryota, Viridiplantae, Streptophyta, Magnoliopsida, Caryophyllales, Amaranthaceae.